This is a messenger RNA of Phaedon cochleariae (mustard beetle), 3020 nucleotides long. NCBI's taxonomy places the organism in Eukaryota, Metazoa, Arthropoda, Insecta, Coleoptera, Chrysomelidae. The record is from the annotation of a GenBank genome assembly.
GCUGUUACCUAGCAAAUCAAAACAUAUAUGGUAACCAUGGUAAUAGACAAAAGUUUUUUGUAGAAUACCGCCUGAAAAUGUCCAUGUGACAUGUGUCUAUUUAUGUUAUCUCUGCAAACUUUUUCGUACGAUGUCUGAAAAUGAAUUGGAAAGAGAUGUGGAGGAACUAAAGAUAAAAUCAAUCAUUGGAUUUGAUGGUAGUACAAACAAUGGCCUAAUUGUCCACCCGAAUGGCAAACAUAUUCUCUAUCCGCUGGGAAAUAAAGUUGCAGUUCAAGAAUGGAGCACCAAAAAACAAAAAUUUUUGGUUGGGCAUACCAACAUCAUUUCUUCCAUAGCAGUGUCGAAAUCUGGUAAAUACGUUGCUAGUGGACAAAUCAAUCAUAUUGGAUUCAAGGCAAGAGUGAUAUUAUGGGACUUUGAUAAACGAGAAAUGCUGUCCCAACAUGAGCACCACAAGGUUCGUGUCGAAGCUGUCACAUUUUCCAAAGACGACAAGUACGUCAUAACUUUAGGGGGCAGAGAUUGCGGAUCAGUGCUGGUUUGGGACAUUGAAGCGCAACAGGUGCUCUGCGGAAGUCAGGUAGCCAGAGGCAUGCAGGGAGACGUUUCUGUAAUACAGGCGAUGACAAGAAGGGGGGCAUGUUUCAUAACGGGGGGAGAGUACCAUCUCUCGGUAUGGAGGAUAUGUAAGGAGGCCAGAAAUGUCAGAUGCAUCGACGUUGCCAUGGCGAAAUUGAGGAGGACCGUUUUGUGCCUCGACACGAACGAGAGAGAUGAGUUUUGUUAUUGUGGAACUACGACUGGGGACAUACUGAAAGUGCGAUUUUAUUUCCACCAUGAUGUGGAAAUUUUGGAACCGGUCAAGCAACCAUCGCUGGUCGGUUGUUGGGCCAGAUUGACGAGAAAAAAAUUGCCUCGAGGAAGUGUGGAUUUGUAUCAACAAGGCGUCCGUGCCAUCAAACUCCUCUUCAACGGCCUGCUCAUCGUUGGUGCUGGCGAUGGCACUGUCGAAUUGGUGGAGGAAUCCACCCCCAAAAGCGCGGCCGACCCCACCGUCAAACUACCCUCCAUACCCGCUCUGAGGGUGUUCAAGACGACCAACGUGAACGGCGCCGUGACGUCAUUGCAGAUGAUCGACGACGAUACGGUGCUCGCCGCCACUGUCAACGCCGAGAUUUACGCCAUCCGAUUGGACGAUUUCAAUGCCGAGCUGAUCGUCACGUGUCAUACUUCGUCCAUCUACGAUAUCGCUUUUCCCAACAACUUCUCCGAAGUAUUCGCCACGGCCGGCAAAAACGACGUACGCGUCUGGUCGACGUCCACUGCGCAGGAGCUGCUGCGCAUAUGCGUCGCCAACUUCAACUGUUCGAGCGUCGUCUUCGCCGUGGACGGCAAGGCCAUCUUGACCGGCUGGAGCGACGGCGUCAUAAGAUCGUUCACCCCUUUGACUGGUCGUCUCAUCUACGCCAUUCCGAAUGCGCAUAAUAAAGGCGUCUCGGCGCUGACGACGACGUCGCACGGGCGCGUAUUGGUCAGCGGGGGGUGCGAGGGUCAGGUGAGGUUGUGGGAAGUAUCGCCCUUCAGACAGGAGCUGAUCUGCACUUUGAAGGAGCACAAGGGUCCAGUUUCGGCCAUUCACGUGAACGUGUUCGACACGGAAGCGGCUUCAGCAAGCACGGACGGUACUUGCAUCAUCUGGGACUUGGAGCGACAUUGCCGCAUGCAGAUCCUCUUCGCAAAGACGUUGUUCAUGUGCGUGCGAUACUAUCCCACAGGGGUACAGAUACUCACAGGUGGAUCUGACAGAAAAUUGGCGUAUUGGGAAGUGUUGGACGGCAGUUUGGUGAGAGAACUAGACGGAUCGCCGUCUGGUACGAUAAACGCCUUGGACAUUUCACCGACUGGUGAACACUUCACCAGCGGUGGUAACGAUCAGAUCGUCAAAUUGUGGAAGUAUCAAGAAGGUGUGACGACUCACAUCGGCGUAGGCCAUGCCGCAGUAGUAACGGCCGUACGAUUCAGUCCCGACGGAAAACUCAUCGUCACCUGCGACGCCUCCGGGGGUGUUUUCCUCUGGGAAUGUCCCCAACAAGAACCGAAACCGAAGGAAACCCAAAAACCCACCAUCGAGAAAACUAUCCCGGAUGGAAAAUCCCCCAAGUCGACCGGACGAAAUGGAAAAGAGGAGGACAUCAGAGAUUUGCCGAGCGUGAGGAGUUCCAGGAGCGAUAAGGGAGUCGCCCGGAGUUGCGGGUGUGACAGUGGGAGGAGUUGCGAGUCCGGGAGGUCGAGUUCCGGGUCGUUUUGCGGCCGGGAGUCGGUCGGAUCGAAGGCUGAAGGCUGUGUCGGCGAGAUGGACGCAGGUGACGCCUGUUCUACUAGGAGCGGACGCAGUGACAGGUCUAGUCAACAACGCAAAUGAUGAGAAUGUGUAUUUUUUCAACUUUUUAUUCGUUUUCCUGUUACGAUAAUUUAUUUCUAUGUACAGGCUGUCCAGUUUUUGAUGCUUUUGCGUGAUAUUUCAGUUAUCUUUGCGGUUUUUGCGGUCCUUUGCCACUUUUUUGUGAAACUCAUGAUGGCCCAAUCGGAUUUUCAUAUAAAUGUUUCCGUUUAUGAGAUACAGGGUGAUUUCGAAAAUUCAUAAUUUGUGGACAGCCUCCUAUAUUAAUUUAUUUUUCUUAUUUCUAUUUAUUUCCAUAUAUUUUUAUUUAUUUUUAUUUAUUGAAAAUGUGACUUCCAGUCAGAAUCAAGUUCUGGUAUGAGGAAGUAUAAUUAACAAUAAUAUAUUUAUGAUGUUUCCCAGCAAAAAUGUCGAAUUUAAAUCUUCUCUCAUAUACAGUGUGUCCCACUUAUCAUGCUCACAAUGGGUAUCUUUUUAACGGUGAGAGAUACGAGGUCGGUUAAAUGACACCAAAUGUGGAGUUUGUCAAGGCCAACUAUAAUGUGAAAAAAUAUUUUGAUAAAAUCUAUUCGUUUUUGUUUUAUAGGCAAAAAACAGAUUUUGAUCAUUUUCAUGU